AUGUCGCUGAAGGCUAUUGUAAAAUCUGUCCUCUCUGGUGACACUCUCGUCCUUCGUGGACGCUCAGUCACCCAAGGCCAACCUCCAAAAGAGCGUGUGUUGCACAUAGCAGACUUGAUUGCUCCGCGACUGGGAACAUCGGCCAGAGAAGACGAGCCAUGGGCAUUCGAAGCUCGCGAGUUCCUUCGCCAACUCACCGUUGGGAAAGAAAUAACCUUUUCAUCCAUUCAUUCCUUGCCUGCGAAUGACGACGUCGCUCGCGAUCUUGGAAACGGGGAAAUUGGCGGACUCGACCUCGCCUCCGAACUACUGAGAAACGGGUGGGCGAAGCUGAAGGAAAGCAAACGAGAGCCAACGGAGGAAGACAACAAGAGGAAGGAGCUCGAAAAUGAGGCGAAAGCUGCUGGAAAAGGGAUUUGGAACCCUCACGGUCCCCAGGCGCGUGUCGUCCACCACACUAUGCCAACGGACUCUCAGGCAUUCGUAACAGAGUGGAAGGGCAAACCACUUGACGCCCUUGUCGAGCAAGUCAGAGACGGGACCACUUUACGUGUCCGCCUCUUUAUGCCAGACGGAGAACACCAAAUGGCCAACAUUACGCUAGCUGGGGUGAAAAGUCCCCGAGCAUCCACGAAGCAAGGUGAAAGUUCCGAACCUUGGGGCGAAGAGGCAAAAUUCUUUACGGAAUCGCGUCUCCUUCAACGUCCUGUAAAGGUGCAGAUUCUGUCGCUGCCCAACGCAGCCGCCACACCAUUCCAAAGUUCGGCUAACACAGCAGCUCCUCCACCCGCCAGUAUUUACAUCGGAACAGUUAUGCACCCUGUCGGAAACAUCGCGGAAUUCCUUGUCGGGGCAGGUUUGGCACGAGUAGUUGACUGGCAUGCUGGCAUGCUGGCCGGCAGUGGCGGAAUGGAGCGCCUUCGCAUAGCCGAAAAGUCUGCAAAAGAAAAACGCCUCUGCCUUUAUGCAAGUGUGCCCUCCACCACCUCAGCUGCAAAAUCGAAUGGUACCACCCCCAAUGAUUCAGCUCGCUCGUUUGAUGCAACAGUAGUUCGCGUCUGGAGUGGAGACCAGAUCACGGUUGUUGAGAAAGACUCGGGCUCUGAACGGCGCCUACAACUUAGCUCUACAAGAGGACCAAAACUAUCCGAUCCUCGCCAAGCGUACUACGCUCAAGAGGCUCGUGAAUUCCUCCGCAAAAAGUUGGUUGGCAAACACGUCAAGGUGCACAUUGACUUCGUCCGACCUCGCGAAGGCGAAUUCGACGAGCGAGAAUGCGCCACAAUCCGUUCUGGUGGACACAAUGCGAACAUCGCCGAGCAACUGAUUGAGAAAGGUCUUGCAAGCGCCGUGCGACACAAACGAGAUGAUGAGGACCGCUCGCCAGAUUAUGACAAAUUGAUGGCCGCAGAACAAGCAGCAGUUGCAGAACUUCGUGGAAUUCACUCAGGCAAAGAAAUUCCAGCGCCUAAACAGCCUCUAAAUAUUUCAGAGACCAGUAGCCGUGCAACCCAAUUCCUGAAUGGUUUCAAGAGGCUAGGCAAAGUUCCUGCAAUCAUAGACUAUGUCCCCGCUGGAUCACGCUUCAAGAUAUUCCUCCCUAAAGACAACCAAACUCUUACCCUGGUACUUGCAGGCAUCCGCGCACCGAGAACAGCACGGAACGCUUCGGAAAAGAGCGAACCGUAUGGCCAAGAAGCCCUGGAAUUCGCUUCUCGUCGGUACAUGCAACGAGACGUUGAAUUCGAGGUUGACAGCCUCGAUAAAUCCGGUGGAUUUAUUGGAACACUCUGGGUGAACAAAACUGAGAAUGUUGCAAUCACCCUGGCCAAAGAAGGCCUGGCAACUGUGCAUUCAUUUUCGGCUGAUGGCCUUCCAUGGGCUCGCCAAUUGUACGAUGCAGAGGAACAGGCGAAGAAGUCGAAGCGUAAUAUCUGGAAAGACUAUGACGAAGAAACAGCCAAGGCUGCCGAAGUUGCUGAAGAGAACGAGGGUGAUUCUGGACCAUUGAAAUCAGAUUAUCACGAUGUCAUUGUCAGCGAUGUGCGAACCCAAAGCGGCUUUGGAUUCUCGGUACAAAUAUUGGACACUGAGGGCAUUGCCGCAUUGGAGAAACUCAUGCGCGAAUUCUCGAUUCAUCAUCGUACUCCUAUUCAAUCUCCACCAGGGUUUGCACCUAAGGGAGGAGAUUUGGUUUCAGCUAAGUUCUCCGAUGGAGCAUGGUAUCGUGCCAAAAUUCGCAGAUCGUCUCCUCUCAAAAAGGAGGCCGAAGUCACUUUCAUCGACUAUGGCAACCAAGACACUAUCCCAUUCUCAAAUAUUCGGCCUCUCGAUCCUAAAUUCCGCUCACUACCAGGCCAAGCACACGACGCGCGUCUGAGCUUUGUGAAACUCGCUGGUCCAGAAAGCGACUACCACCAAGAGGCCCUCGAUCGAUUUCGCUCAACUUGCGAAGGUCGCAAAUUGGUCGCAAAUAUUGACCACAAGGAAGGAUCCUUACUCCAUCUUCGCCUCAUCGAUCCCACAAACCCUGCUGUAGCGGAGGAUCCUUUGGUCUGCAUCAACGCCGACCUCGUCAGCGAAGGCCUGGCCUCGGUCGAUCGCAAAGGGUGCAAGUACCUCUCCUCGUAUCCUCACAUCGUGAAGAAGCUGCAGGCAUCGCUCGUUGAAGCCAAACGCGACCGUGCAGGCAUGUUCGAGUUUGGUGAUGUAGAGGAAGACGACUAG
Messenger RNA from Cyclocybe aegerita, 2727 nucleotides. The record is from the annotation of a GenBank genome assembly. NCBI's taxonomy places the organism in Eukaryota, Fungi, Basidiomycota, Agaricomycetes, Agaricales, Hemipholiotaceae.